Hibiscus syriacus is the source of this 1272-nucleotide messenger RNA. RefSeq names its product paternally-expressed gene 3 protein-like. The transcript has 4 exons. Lineage: Eukaryota; Viridiplantae; Streptophyta; Magnoliopsida; Malvales; Malvaceae. Bases 1 to 1272 code for a protein of 423 amino acids. The record is from RefSeq and is a predicted model, not a curated record.
AUGAUGCUAGUCUUAAAAGAGAGCGGAAAUCAUUCACUAGUGAUUUUGAACAGAGAUCGAGUACCACAGCUUGUGACGAAAUCAUUCACUAGUGAUUUUGAGUCGGAACUAAUCACUACUUCUUUUGGUGGCAAUGAUGUUGAUCUUAAAAAAGUGAACAAAACAUUCACUAGUGAAUUUGAACCAAGACCGAGCAUCACAUCUUAUGGCAAGAAAUCAUUCACUAGUGAUUUCGAAGUGAGACCAAGCACCACUUCUUAUGGCAACAAUAAAUCAAUCACUAGUGAAUUUGAAUCAAGACCGAGCAUCACGUCUUAUAGUCAGAAAUCAUUCACAAGUGGUUUUGAGUCUAGACCAAGCACCACUUCUUAUGGUGGCAAUGAUGUUGAUCAUAAAGGAGUGAAGAAAACAUUCACUAAUGAAUUUGAACUGAGACCGAACAUCACAUCUUAUGUGAUUUUGAAAAAAAGAUCGAGCACCGCUUCUUAUGGCCAGAAAUCAUUCACUAGUGAUUUCGAUCCGAGGCCAAAUAACACAGCUUAUGGCGGCAAUGAUGUUGAUCUUAAAGAAGUGAAGAAAUCAAUCACUAGUGAAUUUGAACCGAGGUCGAGCAUCACGUCUUAUGGCCAGAAAUCAUUCACUAGUGAUUUUGAGCCGAGACUAAGCACCACUUCUUAUGGAGGAAAUGAUGUUGAUCAUGAAGGAGUGAAGAAAACAUUCUCUAGUGAAUUUGAACCGAGACCGAGCAUCACGUCUUAUGGUAAGAAAUCAUUGAGUAGUGAUUUCGAAUUGAGACCAAGCACCACUUCUUAUGGUGGAAAAGAUGUUGAUCUUAAAGGAGUGAAGAAAACUUUUUCAAGAGUGAAGAAAUCAAUCACUAGUGAAUUUGAACCGAGACUGAACAUCACAUCUUAUGGUCAGAAAUCAUUCACUAGUAAUUUUGAGCCGAGACCAAGCACAACUUCUUAUGGUGGCAAUGAUGUUGAUCUUGAAGGAGUGAAGAAAACAUUCACUAGUGAAUUUGAACCGAGACCGAGCAUCACGUCUUAUGGUAAGAAAUCAUUCACUAGUGAUUUUGAACCGAGACUGAGCACCACCUAUUUUGGCUGCAAUGAUGUUGAUCUUAAAGGAGUGAAGAAAACUUUUCCUAGCGAUUUUGAACCAAGACUGAGAACCACUUCUUAUGGCCAGAAAUCAUUCACAGGUGAUUUUGAACCCAUACCGAGCAUCACUUCUUACUGUAAGAAAUCAUUCACUAGUAUUUUGAACUGA